Engraulis encrasicolus (European anchovy) is the source of this 1426-nucleotide messenger RNA. RefSeq names its product ring finger protein 32 (gene rnf32). Gene Ontology annotation, molecular function: metal ion binding; protein binding. The coding region runs from base 56 to 1210 and encodes 384 amino acids. The transcript has 8 exons. The record is from RefSeq and is a predicted model, not a curated record. Lineage: Eukaryota; Metazoa; Chordata; Actinopteri; Clupeiformes; Engraulidae.
UCACCACCUCUGUCUCAUAGCAACCAUCCAAACAAAGGCACUUUCCCGAGUGACAAUGCGGAAGUGUAACAUCUCGAAGUCAGACCAUGGAAGCAACAUGGCCCUCACAGCGGUGGCUUUCCAGGACCACAUAGCCAGAACCCUGAUGCACAGCCUGUCGAUACGAGACCCGGUGAGGGAGAAGAACCUGAGGGGGGGUAGAGGUAGAGGUAGAGGCCAACGACAGUGCCAAAGAAACAGGCACACAGGCGGCGACAGCAGGCCGGCACAGCAAACCCAGUGCCACCACCAGCACCAGGCUCAGAGGUCAUCGGAGGGGAGAGAGUACGUCUUGGACCCGGCGCCUCCGCCACUUACUCUGGCCCAGCGUAUGGGUCUGGUGGAGGCUCCGGAGAGGAGGCUGUCGGAGACGGAGUGGGAACAGGUGAAGAGGCGCUCCGUUCAGGAGGGAGACUCCUCGCAGCCCUGCGUCAUAUGCAGAGAGCAGUUCCGACUGCAGCCACAGGUGCUGCUCUCCUGCACUCAUGUCUUCCACAAAGCGUGUCUGAAAGCCUUUGAGCGCUACUCAGGCCGGAAGUGUUGUCCCAUGUGCAGGAGGGAGCAGUACGAGACACGCGUCAUCCACGAGGGCGCUCGCAUCUACCGCCACCAGUGCAUCGUCAGGAUCCAGGCAUGGUGGAGAGGCUGCAUGGCUCGGCGGUGGUACCGAGAUGUGCGAAGGACCGUCCCUCCAAAAGACAAGCGUCUCAGACAGCAGUUCUUCGAGAACAAGCUUCAGGAGAUGAGCGACAGCUUGGUGCAGGCGUGCCACACGGACACAGAGGCCUUCCUCAAUGCCAUCGAGAGCUCUGUGGCCCAGAGCCGACUGGUCUUCCAGGAGAUGGAGGAGACUACUACUAGUGCUGCUGCUGCUGCUGACCCCACUGCUGCUGACGCCACACCACCACGGCCGCAGGACUGGGAGCAGAUACAGGAACAGGCAGUGCAGAGAGAGACCCGGGACUGCCCCAUCUGCCUGACUGCUCUGUGGCCCCCCCACAGGAGGAGCAGGAGGGGGGCAGGCAGGGAGCCCCGCCCCCGGCGGCUGCUGCUGCUGUCCUGUUCGCACCUCUUCCACCAGCCCUGCCUGGAGGCCUUCGAGCUCUUCUGCCCCGACACCUGCCCCACAUGCCCCCUCUGCAGGGCCGCCUACACCAAGCGCCUGCUCUGACCUGACACGCUGCUGCUAGAAUUAGUGCAUUGAAUCCGCAUUGAAUUGUGUUAUUCCAGUUAUUAUAUUAUUAUUACCGGCAAGCGUCUGCUUUGAGUGUCUGCUUUGACCCUCCUACCUCUAGUCUACAUUGAAUUGUGCCACACAAAUACAGUUAAUAUAAUUAUGAAUUAUUAUCUACCAUCCGCCAUCCACAGUCUUAGCCCUCUGAGGUCC